This is a messenger RNA of Paraglomus brasilianum, 702 nucleotides long. Lineage: Eukaryota; Fungi; Glomeromycota; Glomeromycetes; Paraglomerales; Paraglomeraceae. The record is from the annotation of a GenBank genome assembly.
AUGACAAUAGCUUCUCUCCCAAAUCCAAAAACGUCCCUCGAGGCAAUAUCCGAGAUACUGCUGAGAGAUGUUAACAAAGGCUCUACGUUUAAGGCUAGCAUGUUGUGGCAACAUUCGCCAACUUUGAUUUUUGUUGUCAGAAGGCCGGGGUGUUGGCUGUGUCGAGAGGAAGCAUUAAAGCUAUCCAACAUGAGAGCCCUAAUUACCGAGAUGGGUAUCAAUAUGUAUGCUGUCGUCCAUGAGAACAUCAAGGGCCAGAUCGAGGAGUUUGCUAAUGAAUAUUGGCAUGGGAAAGUGUACCUGGACGAUAACAAAGGAUUUUAUAAAGCACUUGGUGGCGGACAUUUGCGACUCUUUAAAGCGUUUAAUCUAUUUAAACCGUUUGUAGUCGGCAGCCUUGAAAUCAGAGGCAAUUUCGUAGGCGAAGGACGUAUCCUCGGCGGCCUCUACAUUGUCAACGCGGGACAAGGCGGAAUUGUGUAUGAACAUGUUGAAAAAAUAGCCGGUGAACACGCUUCUGUUAACGAGGUCCUUGGUGCGUGCGAUAUUGUUUCAACCAAGAAAGAUAAUAUAGAAUUGAAUAAAAUGGAGACGGAUAUAAUUGUCAAGAAGGCUACGGAAAAGGUUGAAGAAAAGAAGAAAUCAAAGAAAAUUGUUGGUAUAUGCACUGAAGAUGGGUGCGAGGACGGUGGGUGUUGUUGA